Xylaria bambusicola is the source of this 1365-nucleotide messenger RNA. Its product is annotated as voltage-dependent anion channel-domain-containing protein. The record is from RefSeq and is a predicted model, not a curated record. Gene Ontology annotation, molecular function: malate transmembrane transporter activity. Lineage: Eukaryota; Fungi; Ascomycota; Sordariomycetes; Xylariales; Xylariaceae. The transcript has 10 exons. Bases 1 to 1365 code for a protein of 454 amino acids. Gene Ontology annotation, biological process: malate transmembrane transport. Gene Ontology annotation, cellular component: membrane.
AUGCCCGACGACUCAGGUCGUCCAGCUGGGCUGGAAACCGUCGAAGAUGGCUACGGCACGGCACCUUUAGAUGGCAACCGCUCUCGACGACCGCCGUUAAGAUCGCAGAAUAGGCCUGGAGGUCUAGCGAGAAACUACUCUCACAACCCGUUCCAGCAUGCGCAACGGUAUAACGGCGAAACAAUGGCGCAGAUGAUAUCUUUAGCGAGAAUCGAGUCACGGAGGCGCGGCAAGAUAGGUAUCCGGGACCGGAUCUGCUGUUAUCAAUGGACCUGGUUCACGAUGACCAUGGCAACGGGCGGCGUAGCCAAUGUAUUGUAUUCCAUAUCGAAUACCUACAAACUGAAAUGGCUGGAAGACAUAGGUGUCGCGUUCUUCCUUCUGAACCUGGUGCUGUUUAUCAUGAACUGCGUCCUCAUAACAAUGAGAUUCGUAAUGGUGCCCGGGAGUUUCAUGCACUCUUUCCUCGACGACGUUGAGUCCCUGUUUAUCCCUUCAGUGGUUGUAUCGAUCGCGAUAAUCAUGACCAACAUCACUCAAUACGGAUGUCCCCAUACAGGGCCAUGGUUGCAGAAAGUCAUGGAGGUUCUGUUCUGGGUGUACCUCGCCAUCAGCGUAAUCGCAAGUACCGGCAUGUAUCUGGUCUUGUGGUCGACCCAGACCUUUCCUAUUCAAACAAUGACGCCUUCAUGGGUCUUUCCCGCGUAUCCCUUGCUGUUGAACGCUACUUUCGCCACCAACCUGAUCUCCACCGAUCGAGUAGGCCCAGGCGACCCCAGGAGCAACAGACUGGCAGUAGCCACCACCGCCCUCACGACCCAAGGCACCGGCUUUCUCAUCAGCUUCAUGAUAUGCGCUGCCUUCAUCUAUAGGCUGAUGACUCAGAAAUUGCCUCGAGACACGCAACGCCCCGGUGUGUUCAUUUCCAUCGGACCGCCGGCGUUCACCGUUGCGGGUUUAGUGCUUCUAGGACAGCAGGCGAACGACAUUCUCCCGCCCGACUACCCCGACAAAUCACAAGCAGUCUUCGUCCUGGAACUCCUUUCCACCCUCAUCGGGCUUUGGCUUUGGGGGCUCAGCGUAUGGUUCUUCGUUGUUUCAGUGGGCUCGUUGUGGAAAUACACGCGAAACGGUCAUUCGAUGCCCUUUCAGAUGACGUGGUGGAGCUUCGUAUUCCCCAACACCGCCCUCGUGAACGCCACGCUGGCCUUAGCGAAGGCGCUGGGAAGUAACGGACUCCAGAUUUAUGGGUGUGUGAUGGCGGCGGCUCUAGUCCUGGUAUGGAUCAUCGUUUUCGUGAUGAUGCUGUGGAGUCUUUGGAGUAGGCAAUUGCUGUGGCCCAAAGAACUCGACAAGGAGGGUUAA